This is a messenger RNA of Klebsormidium nitens, 2923 nucleotides long. The record is from the annotation of a GenBank genome assembly. Lineage: Eukaryota; Viridiplantae; Streptophyta; Klebsormidiophyceae; Klebsormidiales; Klebsormidiaceae.
CCGACUCCGAGUAGUAGGUCCUACCGGUACUACUCAAGCCUUGGGCUUGAGCUGAGCAUGAUGCAUCUGGGAGAUUUGGCAGCAUUGCCAAUGCAGGUGCGUUUGCAUGAUUGAAAGUUGAUGUCCAACGUUGGGAGCACGGCACCACAUGCAUGCAAUGCUCUGACUUGGCAAGGCUGGUAUGACCACAUGACAAGACGUCUGGCGGUCCUGCCUCAGCAAAGUUGCCCUCAACUUCAGGGCGCUAACCACACCCAGAUCUCUUUGAAUCUGACUUCCUACCCGGGUCUCGCCUGCUGGCUGCGAAGCGGAACGCGUUGCCAGCAGAUCAGAAAUGCUGCUCAAGUAAGUCCUGCCUGAUCUGAGGCUCUGUUAGACCUACAUACCAAUCUGGGCCGACCCUUUCCAGCUUGCCAUGGCGUCCCCUUGCUCCCGCUUCUGGGUCCUCUUCUCCUUCAGCGUCAGCUUCUUCCUUCUGGUCCCUGCGGCUAUCUUCUGGGGCGACAAAGCCAGCGACCACUUUCUGCUGGUCACCUCCUUUCCUGCUCUAGUGGGGGUACAUAUCAUGAGGGAGGAGCACAGCAAGCCCUGCCCCCCUGUUGCAAAUGUGAUGGCGGCUCCAGCCCUUGGGGGGGCAGAGUUGAUGGGAGAGAAGCCCUGCAAACCCUGCCCCCCUGUUCCAAAUGUGACCGCUCCAGCGGUUCCCUUCAGUUGCACCUGGUCGGGAAAAGAGUGGACAGCGGAGCAGUUAGACGCCUGUCCUGCUGUGAAGGCGCUCCUCCAAGCGUGGAACAGCUCGCGCUUCUUUGACGGCAAGGUUGGCACGGGAAGCGAAGCGCAGACGGCGGAGAAGGGGCCACCGUUGCCCCCGCAUUUGGUAGACUGCGACCGUGUGUCUCAAGAGGAGCUAAGCCAAGACAGCAGGCUACCUGACGGGGGCCUUCCUGACUGGGCAGACCAGAAAGGGUUUGCGGGACACCCGGUUCCUGACCCGUUUUGGGUUAGGGGCGCUGACGUGGACAACAUUCCCCUAACCAGGCACGUUCAGCAAGACCUGUGGCUGCGGCAGCAUCCGCAAGACUGCAACGCGUCGGACGUCCGCUUUCUGGUGGCGCAAUGGGUAGACACAUCGACCCAUGGGUUAGGGUCCCAGUUACAUGUGAUAACCGGGGGGUUUGCGCUGGCGGUCAUGACGGGCCGGGUGUUUGUGGUCGACAACAGCUUCGAGCGCGCAAUGCACGAGGGGUGUGCGGGUGAAAGCAACGGGACGCUGGACUGCUACGUCCUGCCGGCGACAUCGAAGGAGUGCGCGGCGAUCGCGCUCGCGGGAAAGCGGCACAGGCCAGGAUCUACUGCGGAUCUCAUGGCAGCGGCGCAGGGUCUGGAAGAGCGGGUGGUUUUACUCCCCGAAUAUGCAUUGAUGGAUCACACGCUUAUGGACAUAGUGCCAGACUUGUGGGGGGAGCCCUGGAAGCUGGAACGGGGCUCGAUUGAGUUUGAGGGGAAGAUAGUGGACGAAACAGUUGGCCCAUUCAACUACGGGGCACAGAUAUAUGGCCCCAUGAAUUGGUGGAGGGCCCAGGCGACGCGGUAUCUGCUCAGGGCUCCGAGCGCGUACCUGUGCAGACUGAUGAACGGCGCGAGGCACGAUGCCUUUGGGGUGGAGGUCGCGGCAGGGCUGGCGGAGAGCAUACGUUUUCAGGGCGAGCAUGCGCCGGAAGAAGCUGGGGAUCCCCGGCGUUCUGGAGCAUUGGAGCAGGAGUUGUGGAAGGAUGACGUGUUUAUGCCGCGGCCUUUCAUAAGCGUGCAUGUGCGGCACGCUUAUGAGAAGAGUGUCGAGAUGCGGAUUGUGGACUUGCCUGACUUUAUGGCGCAAGCGGAGAGGAUUCGGCAGCAUAAUCCAGCGGUGCGGUCGAUCUGGUUGAGUACCGAGUCUCAAGAUAUACUAGAUCAGGCUGUAAGCAAGUAUACGCCUCACUGGAGUUUGUACUAUACAAAGGCAGAGCGGAUCCAUUCUAAUGAAAAGGAUCCUUGGAAGACGCACACGCCGGCCAGAGCGGGGUCGGACUUGGCGUUUGUCAAUCUAUUUUUGGCCGCGGAUGCUGAUUUCUUUGUAGGUGUGUUGGGAUCGAAUUGGAACCGACUAAUUGACGAGUUGAGAAAGACCAACGGAAAGCGGAAAGCCGGACUGUACGGGCGGAGUCCGGUGGGGUCAGCGGAACGGCUGGAGGAGAUGGAGGCGCGCUCGCGCGUUUUGGGCGACCAGGGACACGUGCCAAGGGCUGCGCGCAGGCUGCGCAUGGACGGCACGGUCGCCGCGAACGCGGCUGUGACUAUCGGCCGGGAAGGCCUUUCUGGCGAAGGGUUUGGGAUCGAGAAACAAGAAGCGAACCGAGGAGACUCGGCCGAUGCUUUUGAACAUUCGAUGGAAACGGAGCGAAGGUCUCAGCAGAGUGUAAGGGAUGAGCAAGUGGGUAAUGUAGCGAAUUACACCGAGAAAGUGUCUGACUCCCUAGACCUAAGAGCAGAUUCAGCGGUCGAGAAGAACAACGCGGCUGAGGACCAGGUGGAGGAAGUGAACGGAACGGAACGGGCGGAAGACGACAAGGAAGCCGGAGGCGGCGGCGGUUGGGGCGCAGUCAACGGAGGCGACCUCCUCCCUGUGGAAGAGAUGGUCGGGUCGCCUGCUAGGCGUGGCUACAAGUUGGGGGCAGACGGGGCCGAGCGGUCGCCGGAAGCGACUUUCUGGGGCGCUGCGGCGUUUUUCCUCCGGGCAAGCGUCACGCCAAACAAGGUGCCAGCAUCCAAUGGACUCCGUUCCGCUCUGUGGGAGGACUGCUCGCUGGAGUCUCCACCGCCCGUUCUGCCUUUGAUGAGCGGAGCCCCGUUCCGGUCGAUUCAAGCGCUCCCCAAGCCUUCUUGA